Drosophila miranda is the source of this 588-nucleotide messenger RNA. It is a transcript of the gene Cpr65Ec, whose product is annotated as pupal cuticle protein Edg-78E. Gene Ontology annotation, molecular function: structural constituent of chitin-based larval cuticle. Gene Ontology annotation, cellular component: chitin-based extracellular matrix. The record is from RefSeq and is a predicted model, not a curated record. The coding region runs from base 74 to 463 and encodes 129 amino acids. NCBI's taxonomy places the organism in Eukaryota, Metazoa, Arthropoda, Insecta, Diptera, Drosophilidae. The transcript is spliced from 2 exons.
UUCAGUCACAUUCAUUCUCGUUGCGAGUUCCAAGUGACAACAAGUCAGCCAGUUCAGUCCCACCACAUCCAAAAUGAACAAAUUUCUCAUCCUAAUCGUUGCCACUCUGGCCCUUGCCUGCGCCCAAGCACGUCCAGACGCCUACGACGCGGCUGCCGAGACCCGGGAAUACAAGAGCGACCUGAAGGAGGACGGCAGCUACAACUACCAGUACCAGACCUCCAACGGCAUUGCCGGCCAGGAGUCGGGAGUUGGCGGAUACUAUGCCAGCGGCUCCUCCGCAUACUACGCCCCCGACGGCCAGCUGGUCCAGCUGACCUACACGGCCGAUGAGAACGGCUACCACCCCGUCGGUGCCCAUCUCCCCACGCCUCCCCCAAUCCCCGCUGCCAUCCUGAAGUCCCUCGAAUACAUUCGCACGCAUCCCCACCAGGAGCAGCGUCAGGGCCAGGGACGCUUCUAAGUGAAGUUCCAUCUCGAUUGGCGUGGAGAGUGCCAGCGAGGAAAUGUUGUAUGUACGUUAUUCGAGUUAGUUUUAGGACAUUUGAAAAUAAAUAUCGCUUGAGAUAGCAAACACUUCCAAAAACA